UGGUACAACUUACAUGUACAAGCCACAAAUACAGUGGGACCUGUAUUUUUUAUAUAGUACAUGUACUUCUCAGUGCUAUCUACAACACUUUAAAGCAACACUGGCUUUUCCACUCCAAAGAUACGCGUGUAUGUAAAAUGGGGAAACAAGACAAUUUCAUACGCCCCCUCCACAAACAAAUCUCUGCUGUCUGGACUAUGACAAGUCUAUGAAUGGGGAAAUUCCCGGAUGAGAAAUGCUGUAUGUACAGAUAAUUCAUUGCAUGGGCACGGGCUUCCCCAAGGCCGCACAUUGCCGAUGCUGCUGGUUGUCUUUUCCCCCAAAAUUGGUACUUUAAUUUCGGCAGAAGGAUUAAAGCUUUUUAAAGGGACAGAAAAACAAAAUGGCCGAGGUGACAACAGAGGACGUCCUUCACAAGAUCAGCCAGGAUCACCUGGAGUGCACAAUUUGCUUCCAACGCUUCAAUCGUCCGAAAUUCCUCAACUGUCUCCACACCUUCUGCUGUGAAUGUCUCGAAAACUACAAACGUAGCCAGCACUCUCAGAGCCCAACAAUUCCAUGUCCUCUCUGUCGAAAGGAAACUGCCGUGCCCAGCAAUGGAGUAUCCGGUUUGUCCGACAAUUUCUCCAUGGCUGCACUGGUGGAGGAAUUCACGCACCAGGAGAGCCUCGUGAGGAGGCAGAAGUCAAGGAUCGUGUGCGAAGUCUGUGAGGAGGAUGAGGCUGUAUCCCGAUGUACCGACUGCAAGGAGUACCUCUGCGGGGAGUGCCAACGGGCACACCAGCGGGCGGUGAAGACGAAGAAACAUGACAUUGCAACACUGGAGGACCUCCGGUCGGGGAAGGCUAUCUUCAAGAGCAAGAUGAGGGACGAGAUACCCAAGUGCAAGAAACACACAAGCCAAGAUGUGUGCUUCUUCUGCAGCACGUGCAAGGUCCUCAUCUGUGCGGUCUGCACAGCUCUCGACCACAGCAAACCCUUGCACGCGUACGAAGACAUCGAUGCUGCCGAGGCUUCAUUACGGGAGGAAGCCAAACUGUUGCAAUCCAAGGCAAAAGACAGCAGACAGAAAUUCCUUGUGGCCAAGGAUUUUGUGGACACUGCUUCCGAGAGGUUGGAAUUGAUGCUUGCCGACACAUCAGCUGACAUUACGCAGAGAGCAGAUGAGGAGGUUGCCAGGAUAAGGCUGAAGGAGGCCAGCUUGAAAGAAGAGGUGGCUGCCAUAGGAAAAGAGAAGGCAAAGCUGUUGAAAAAUGCCCAGGAGUCCUACUGCGAGAACCUCAAGUGGACCCAGGGCACGUUGGAAAUGGCCAAGACCGUUCUGGAUCAGUCCAGCUGCUUUGAGCUGCUGGAGUUGAAAGAAAACCUUCUCUGCAACUUGAACGACAUAACCGAGCUUAAGAUUCCAUGCCCAAAGGAUAGUUUGUCACCUUUCAUUGAAUUCAAGCCUACGCAAAUUAAGAAGGUUUCACUGGGCAGAAUUCUUCUCAAAGAGAAAUGGUCACUGAAGGCACACUUUGACGGUAAGGUUGAUACUGGCAAGACGAAAGGAGGGUUCAAGAUGGCUGCCAGCGUCGCAACCUUCACUAACAGCAACAUAGUUGUUGCAGAUUUUGAAGACUACAAACUGCAUUUUUUCACUCCCCAGGGUCAACACAAAUCUGAAUUUGAUGGGUCUCGAGAUAAGUGUGAUGGGCAGCUCCACAACCCUUAUGAUCUUGCAGUGACCCCAGACAACAAGCUUGUCGUGAUCGACAAGCCUAACGUUAAAGUCUUUGACGCAACCAACACAAACAACAUCAAGUACUUGUUCAGCUUCACACCCUCCCCUUUCAACUUCCUGGCAAACAAAGCAUGGAGUGAUCUCUCCUGCAUUGCAGUUGAUGAAAAGAACCACAUUGCAGUCGGCGAUAAAGGAAGACAGAUCAUCUCCCUCCAUGAAAUAGAUGGCUCCUUGACCAGCGAGGUGGAGGCAGAGCUACUUGACAGACGGCUGGCCAUCAGCAACAAGGGGCAACUCAUCUACAGCAACUACCAACAGGCCAAGUUGGUCUCCUUGGACUUUGACGGACGGGAGGUGUUCAGUCUUGACACCGUCGUGGAAGGGAAGCAGAUGAAGCCUGCAGGGAUGUGCUGCGAUCACCACGGUGAUAUUUUCAUCAUCCUACAUGCCAGUGAUGAGCACGGUACUGGACAAAUUCACCACUACAGUGCUAGUGGGGUUUACAUGGGAUGCAUCGCCACCGGUCUAUGGAACCCCCUGGGGCUGGCACGCACCCUGGCUGGUGAACUUGCAGUAGCUGAUAUGCUUUCCGUGAAGAUUUACCAUAAAGAAUGAGAGUGAUAUGACUGUAAUGAUACCAUUUUGGGGCAAUUCUGAAGAGAAGGGGGCAUACAUUUAGUCUAUAGACUAAAUAGCAAAUUUCUUUAUUCUUUGGACUAGAACAUUUACACAAGCACCUCAACGACAAACGUCUAAAAUUAGAACACCACCUUCCAUUUCUCUGCUACAUGUAAGCAAUUGAGAAGGAAAGUACAUAAACCGGUAGUUAAGUGGCUUUGGGGGUUAAUAAAACACGUUAUUAAUGAU
This is a messenger RNA of Acanthaster planci (crown-of-thorns starfish), 2590 nucleotides long. RefSeq lists its product as uncharacterized. Gene Ontology annotation, molecular function: zinc ion binding. The record is from RefSeq and is a predicted model, not a curated record. NCBI's taxonomy places the organism in Eukaryota, Metazoa, Echinodermata, Asteroidea, Valvatida, Acanthasteridae.